AUGGGAGACAUUAUUCGUGUUGUUUAUACAGAUUACAACAUCGACACAAUGAUCAUUCAAUUUAUUACUGCGUCCCAAUUGCCCAAAAAAAUACAUGGCAGUCACGAUUUUGCAAUGUGGAAGGCACAAUUAUCCAUGCUUAUGCAUAUUCAUGAUCUCUAUGGUCAUCUCGAUGGGUCUACUCCUUCUCAUCUCACACUAUCACAACUUGAACAACCCCUAGUGCCAAUCAUGCGUAAUUCUCUUUGGUUUCGACAAGACCAACUCAUUCAAAACGCACUUAUGGCAUCCGUUGAUCCAACAAUUGCUGCCAAAGUUGCCACUACUAACUCAGCUAAGACAACCUGUGAUGCCCUGCACACCGCUUAUGAAAAUAAGUCUUAA
Messenger RNA from Solanum pennellii, 384 nucleotides. RefSeq lists its product as uncharacterized. The record is from RefSeq and is a predicted model, not a curated record. Lineage: Eukaryota; Viridiplantae; Streptophyta; Magnoliopsida; Solanales; Solanaceae. The transcript has a single exon. The coding region runs from base 1 to 384 and encodes 127 amino acids.